AUCUACAACCUACAACCUGCGAGAGAGCUCCCUCGAGACGCCGAGACGACCGCGUCGAGAGACGACCCAUCGAUUUUCACCUGCCUAACAGCCCGAUUGCCAGGCCGAGCACGUGCACUCGGGAAAGAUGAUCACCAGGCAUCGACUAAGGAAUAACAUCCUGUUUGUAAUAUUAUAUUUUUUCGUGCAAGCGACCGACGUGAUCCACGGGCAUGGAAGAUUAAUGGAUCCGCCGUCGAGAAACGCGAUGUGGAGGUUCGGCUAUCCAAACCCGGUGAAUUACAAUGACAACGAGCUCUUCUGCGGGGGAUAUGCAGUGCACUGGCAACAAAAUAAGGGCAAGUGCGGCGUUUGCGGCGACGCGUAUCAUUUGAGUCAACCGCGUCCGCACGAAGCCGGUGGUGAGUUCGCAAAGGGGAUCAUAACUCGGCACUACACCGUGGGCCAGGAAAUCGAGAUAGAGAUCGAGUUAACGGCAAAUCAUUUCGGGCGCUUUGAGAUGUAUAUCUGUCCCAACAACGACCCGUCGCGCAUAACGACUCAAGAGUGUUUCGACUCCUAUCCUCUGUACGUGUCCGGAACGCAGGACGUCCGCUUUGAGAUUCCGCGCGAGACGGGAAAGAAGGGCAUCAUUAGGUACACGGUAACGUUGCCACCGUAUUUAACGUGCUCGCAAUGCGUCGUUCAGUGGAAUUACUACACAGGAAACAUGUGGGGCACCUGCGACAACGGCACGGAGGCCGUCGGAUGCGGCAGGCCGGAAACCUUCCGCAACUGCGCUGACGUGAGCAUCGUUACCAGCACCGGCGGAAUACCGCCGAGGUUUCUGUAUCAGAAUAUCAUUUAUCAGUUGUACUCCAUAGCUCCAAAAUUCUCGAUCGCACCGCUCGCACGGCCGCUCAGGGUUCAAGUAUGCGAGCCAACUGCGGCUUAUCGAUACAGGCAGAAUAUGACCAAUUGGUGUCAAGUAAAUUGCAUUCGCGUCCCGUCGAACUGUCCGCCGGGUGUCUGUCAUUGUCUAAAUACGUGCGACGCUAUUGGAGAUAUCGCUGAUAGACCUGGAGCGGAUCAAUAUUGUCUGAGACGCUGUAUGCGUUAUCCGUCGAAUUGCCCAACUGAUCGCUGUAACUGUUAUUGAAGCUGUAAAUUGUGACCGGUAUUGACAUCCCGCAUACAGCGCUAAAUGAAGAACGUGAACGUACAUACCGUCGAAUAGAUUAAUAAAAGGCUGAUUGUAAUAGCGUAAUUGCGCUGCUUGCGCAUAAUAUUAUGAAAAAAUUUUCUACGUAUAUAAGAAUAUUUCUCUUACCUUAUCGUGGAUGUUUCUUCCUAAAAAAAAUCCUUGAGGAACAGAGGAAGUAUACAAAGUCCACUUUAGAUUAUCCAUAAUUCGCGUCGAAUUACA
Messenger RNA from Pogonomyrmex barbatus (red harvester ant), 1405 nucleotides. RefSeq lists its product as uncharacterized. NCBI's taxonomy places the organism in Eukaryota, Metazoa, Arthropoda, Insecta, Hymenoptera, Formicidae. The record is from RefSeq and is a predicted model, not a curated record.